UAAUUUUGUACCUGAUUCUCAGGUUGUAAAUUCUGCAAUGAAAACUCCAAUGACUGAACUAACUGUUGGAAUUCUGGAUAUCUAUGGAUUUGAAAUCUUCCAGAAAAAUGGGUUUGAACAAUUUUGCAUCAACUAUGUAAAUGAAAAAUUACAGCAGAUAUUUAUAGAAUUAACACUAAAAGCUGAACAGGAAGAGUAUGUACAGGAGGGUAUUAAAUGGAAUCCAAUAGAAUACUUCAAUAAUAAAAUAGUGUGUGAUCUCAUCGAGAACAAGACUUCCCCUCCUGGAAUAAUGUCCAUUGUGGAUGAUGUCUGUGCAACAAUGCAUGCUGUCAAUGAAG
Messenger RNA from Parasteatoda tepidariorum (common house spider), 341 nucleotides. Lineage: Eukaryota; Metazoa; Arthropoda; Arachnida; Araneae; Theridiidae. The record is from RefSeq and is a predicted model, not a curated record.